Molecule: messenger RNA, 1732 nt
Organism: Lactuca virosa
Lineage: Eukaryota; Viridiplantae; Streptophyta; Magnoliopsida; Asterales; Asteraceae
Source: the annotation of a GenBank genome assembly
AUGACAAUGAUCAUAACAAAACAAUACCGAUGCAUACACUCUGCAAGCUGUAUAUGCACAAAAGGCCAUUUAAGUGAAGACGUAAUCUUCCUACUUCUCCAACAUCUAAAUUGGAACCCUAAAAUAAUCGCCACUCUCUCAUGCGUAUGCAAAUGGUUUGACGAUCUUGUGAAAAGAGUACUCUGGAAAGAAUUUUGCAGAACGCGGGCCCCCAAAAUGAUGCAUGAUCUUCAAUCAAGUGGGUCCCACAGUGUAGAUGGCAAUUGGAGUGCACUCGGGAAGCUUCUAAUCUAUUGUUCUGGAUGCAAAAAAGACGGCUUAUUCAACAAAAUCCAAAUCCCAGGACAUUUUGCACAUCGUACUAGGUUUUCAAGAACUUCCGGAAAGAGUUUUUUGUUGCCAAAUUGUAGGACGGAUGUUUUGUAUGUUUCCGACCCAUGUGAGCAUUUGGAUCAAGGAGAAGAAGGGGAUGUGGGGUUUUUCCGAGGGGUAUUUAAGUCAUUUGCCACUUCGAAAAGGUGUCGGAAUAGGAUUGAUGGAGAAGGGCAGAAUCGUCCAGUUACCAGGGGUGUUUGGAAUUUGGAUGUGCGUUUUGAAGUUUUCAAAGUGAUUAUUGAAGACUUCAAGAAUCAGAAUAAGGUUUACGAGUACUCCUCCUCUUACUUUUUUUGUUUGGAUUUUUCGCAACUCAAGACCUUUUUAGGAAAUAUGAACAAGUGUGAAGAGAAUAAAAGCUGGGAAAUUAUUCACAUCCCAGAUAAACCACCUUUCCCUCUCCACCAACAACCCACUGUUAAAGUUUAUGCUGCUGUAAUAGAUCCUAAACAUGCCAACACUCUUGUAAGGAAAUUAAAUAAGAUUCUACCAUUAGAAAACCUUCAUCAUGUCAAACGAAUUCGAAAACAAGACCUUGAUGAAGGAUGCAUACAUUUAUCAGUGAUCCUAUGUUUAGUUGGUGAAAGUGAAAGCCAAUUGGACAAUAUACCUCAAGAGGUUGUGGAGCUUAUAAAUUCCUAUAAGUUGGAAACUUUCAUUACAAAAGUAUGCAAAUAUGCUCCAUUAUCAAAAGAAGAAUGGAUAGAACAAUGCAAAAUAUGGCCAACAUCUUAUCAUCCACCAACCUACAAUAUAAGGGGCAUUACGGGGUUUUCAAAAGAGGAAUCUAACUCUGUUUGCACCUUCAUGAAACAAGCACUUGAUUUGGCAAAAUGUGAAUGCCAGAUGAUGAAUGCUGCUAUUAUCAUUGAUCCUUCAACCAAUCAGGUGAUUGCUGAAGCACGUGAUCAGCUACAAAACCCAAAUUCCAUUGAAAAUUCUUCAGUUAGAGAUAAACUUCUUUUUCAUGGCAAUGAACAUGCUGCAGAUCAUCUUGAUGAAACAAAUCCUUUGUUAAAGAAACAGAAGAUCAAAUCUAUCCAUGUAAAGAACGAAGAGGAGGUGGUCAACUCUCAGUCAAAUGGCAGACCGUAUCUAUGUACGGGUUAUGACAUUUAUCUUGUUUGGGAACCGUGCGCAAUGUGUGCGAUGGCGCUUGUUCAUCAAAGAGUGAAGAGUAUAUUCUACGCGUUCCCAAAUAAGAGUGAUGGUGCGCUUGGAAGUGUUCAUAGGUUACAAGGAGAGAAAAGCUUAAAUCAUCAUUAUGCUGUAUUUCGAGUUAUGUUGCCUCAAGAAUCCUUUGAUGAAUGUUUAAUGUAGAUUGUUUAUUUAGUUAUUUCAUUUGAUUGUUUUAUUU